UACAGGUGCUGCAGGAGGAGGGAGCAGGGCCACAAGCAGAGGGGCCCCCGGGAUGGGACAGGACAGGCUGAGGGUGGGGGGAGAAAGGAAUCUUUCACAGGGAAAGUGUGUGGGACACUGAGAGGGGGGGAAAGUGAGAGGGACAAAGAGGGGGAAGGGAGUCGCUCUGGGCAAGACAAAGGGGAGAAUGUGAAAGGGGGUCACAUGGAUGGGGAGAAAUAUUAGGAGGCACCUGCCCCGUUACUAAGGGAGAAGGAGGUGCAACAAGAGACAAAGAGAAGUCACAGUGCGGGGGGGGGGGGAGAGAAGCGGCCGUGCCAUGUUCUGUCUGGGGCAAGACAAGUGCCAAGCGGACGGGACUGAUGGACUCACACAAUGAGGCCUGGUCUCACUAAUAAUCUGGUUAUGGACUAUCAAGCUCUUCUGGACUACCAGCCACAUCGGACCCCCAUACAGUGUGAGGGCAGGAUGGUGCCCGGCUUGGCAGAAGCAGCAGCUACAGAGAGACACAAUGUGAUGAGACACAUUGCAGUUUACCAGCAGGAGAGCUUGGCAUUUGGGGGGGUUCCCAGUCUGGAUUACAGGACGAUACAAAGUCCCUUGAACACAAACAUCUCGGGGGUCGCAGAUCAGCUCCAGGACCACUGGGUUAUGAGGAUUGAGAAGUUGGGAGAGGAGCUGAUACAGGAGACUUCAGUAGGAACCAGGGAGCAGCAGCCUUUGGGCUUCAACCCAGAAGUGAAGAGAAGGAACAGCAGCACCGAAAGUGAUGGGGACCCCCCAAAAUCUUCAUUAUCCUUCAUUGACACCCCCGACCUGCUCUCCAGCACCAGCCAGGGAUCAGAGAGAGGGAAAUCAGCCUGGCGUAAGAUCCGACUGUACCUCCCAGACCUCAGUCCCAGUUCCUCGGCAGAAGACGACUCAGUGUUUGUGGAGCCGGGGAGCCCAGAGCCCAGGGUAUCGGAGGUUAAAGAGUCCCCCGAGGAGGUGGUGGCCCCACAAGGGAAAGGGGAGCAGGAGAGAUGGAGGUUCUCAGCAUCGGAGCUCAUCAGCAAACUACAACUCACCCAGAGGCGCAACAACUUCACUGCCCGACUGGGCAAGUCCCUUUCUACCAAAAUCACCCUGAGAGAGAGGGGGACGUCCUCCAGCCAGGAAGGUAAAAGAGGCAGAAGGGAGCGGAGAUGUAACAGCGCGGGGGUGGCGACUCUCCUACAUCCGGGGUCGGAAAGUGACAGCUCUUGGCUCAGGAAUAAAGUGACAGAGGGUGGGGGAGGCAGCGCUGGGAGACCCCCCAAUGAGGUGCCCCAGGAGCAGUCCCAGCCCCCCAGUGAGGAGAGACUGAUGCGUGGGGGGAGGGCACAGAAGAGACAGUCGUAUUGUGAGAGGAGACAGUCGCGCUUUCUGUUGAACUCCAUUCUCUAUCAGGAAUACAGUGACGUCGCCAUCAACCGGGAGAUCCAGCGGCAGAAGCGGGAGGACACGGCGGGGGACGAGGAGGAGGUAACGGCCAGUCCCAAGAGUAACUUGUCCCCCAGCAGCUCCUUCCGCUCCCAGCGCUCCUCCCGAGGCUCCACCUUCUCCCUGUGGCAGGAUAUCCCAGAUGUGCGGGGGAGUGGCCUUCUCAACACUUUAACCACCCACGAGCGGAAACUGCAGGAGGCCAAGUUUGAGCUGGUGACCUCAGAGGCCUCGUACGUUCACAGUCUCUCCAUAGCCGUCGAUCAUUUCCUCAACUCCCCUGAGCUCAACGAGUGCCUCGGGGCCCAAGAGAAACAGUGGCUCUUCUCUAAGCUCCCUGAGGUGAAGGAGAUCAGUGAAAGGUUCCUGAUGGAUCUGGAGGAGAGGCUGGAGGGGGACAUCUUGCACUUUGAUGUAUGCGACAUUGUCCUGCACCACUGCCCGGAGCUGCGCCGCGUCUACCUGCCCUACGUCACCAACCAGGCGUAUCAGGAACAGACUUACCAGCGGCUCCUACAGGAGAACUCGCGCUUCCGAGGGAUUCUCUCCAAACUGGAGGAGGACCAGGUCUGCCAGCGCCUCCCCCUCACCUCUUUCCUCAUCCUGCCCUUCCAGAGGAUCAUGCGCCUCAAAAUGCUGGUGGAGAACAUAUUGAAGCACACGACUCCCGGCUCCCAGAAUGAGGACACGGCCAGCAAAGCCUUCACUGAACUAAAGAAGCUGGUGAAGGGGUGCAAUGCCAGCGUCCAGUCCAUGAAGAGAACCGAGGAGUUAAUUCAUCUAAACAAGAAGAUUCACUUUGAAAGCAAGAUCUUCCCUCUGAUCUCCCAGUCCCGCUGGCUGGUGAAACACGGGGAACUGGUGGAACUGGACAUGCAGAUCCCAAACAGCGCCGGCUCCAAAUUCAAGCUCUGCCCCAAACCCGUUUAUCUUCAUCUGUUCAACGACUGCCUCCUGCUCUCCAGAAGGAAAGAGUUGGGUAGAUUUGCAGUCUUUGCUCAUGCCCAGAUGAUGGAUCUGAAGGUGACGGAUCUGAGUUGGAAGCUGCAGGAGGUGCCGGGGGAGGUUUUCCACGUCCAACUGUGCCACGAGCAGAAACCCAAACACCAGAUCCUGCUGAGGGCCCAGAGCGAGAGUGAGAAGCAGCGUUGGAUCUCAGCCAUGUUCCUCUCCAGCGCCCAAUCAGAUCUGGAGAUUCUGACGGACAGUGAAGACAUCCCACAAGUCCAGUGCAUCAAGGGUUACACGGCGCAAGAGCACGAUGAACUGACGCUGGAGAAAGCGGAUAUAUUGCGACUCGCAGCCAAGACUAGUGACGGCUGGAUGGAAGUGAUUCGUCUCUGUGAUGGAGAAAGGGGGUGGGUCCCAGCGACCCAUGUGGAAGAAAUAACCAAUAAGAAUGCGCGGCUGCGAAACCUGCGAGAGAACAAGCGCAUUAAACAUGCAACAAGCAAACUGGAGAGGGAUCCGCCCUAAAGUCUCCCCGACGCCUCCCCGAUUGUCCCAACUCCUCUUGGACCUGCGUCCGGAACAUUUCACUUGGCCAGUGCACCCCCGGGGGCUUCUCUGCUCUAACCUUAGGGGCAACUACAGCAACGGGCCCCCCCCAGGGUACAGCCUGGCCCUGAUCACUAAUAACUGCUGCAACUAAUAGUCUCUGCACCCAGAGCAACUGCUAUUUAGGAACGCUAUAAAUAGGGAAUAAUGGAUUAGGAAUUGGGGGUUAGAGCAGUUCUGGUAGCGCUGGGAUGGGGCUCACGUUCUGCAGCAAGAAAGUGUCUUGUUAAUGCGAUAGUUCCCGCCCCUACCCAACAACUCCCUGCACCCCUAUAGAAUCAGGGCUCCAUUGUUACCAGCUGAGACCGGCUGCUGACAGAGGAUACUGGGAGUUGUAGUAAUUCUGCUGCAGGAGUUAGGGAGUUACAGAAUGAAGAACAGCCUCCUGCUCAGACCCUGACAUUGAAUUUCUACUGAACCACAUUGUAAAUACGUCGCCCAAAUUAAACGUCAUUCUCUGCA
This is a messenger RNA of Xenopus laevis (African clawed frog), 3480 nucleotides long. RefSeq names its product Rho guanine nucleotide exchange factor 19 L homeolog (gene arhgef19.L). The transcript is spliced from 16 exons. The record is from RefSeq and is a predicted model, not a curated record. The coding region runs from base 376 to 2937 and encodes 853 amino acids. Lineage: Eukaryota; Metazoa; Chordata; Amphibia; Anura; Pipidae.